UUUAAUGUCAAUUCCUCAUAUUAACAAUAAUAGUACAACUAAAAUAAUGCAAUCAAAUUCGUCAGAACCUAAUUUACUUCUUAUAAGAAGUAAAACUAGAAUGUUAAUAUUUUACAAAAUGUACUGGAAAACAAUUUUAUUUUUGGCAACACCAUUAUUGUUGCUUCCAUUAUAUUUCAUUGGCGCAAAUAAUGCAUACCCAUGUUUAUAUGUAUUUCUCGUGACAGCUGUUUAUUGGAGUACAGACGUCGCUCACCCAGUUAUUAUCUCACUGGCAGCAUUGGCUUUAUCUUCAAUCUUCUCAUUUUUCGACAUCGAAAUUAUAACAUCGAUCUACGUAACCAGAUCAUUACUGGACUGCUUGGGAGUUAUGAUGAUAAAUGUGGCAAUCGAAUACUGCAACGUUCACAAGAGAAUCGCGUUGAGAAUAAUUCUUAUGUUUGGCUGCUCGCAUUACAGGCUCAGCUUUAUUUUAUUCUUCAGUACGCUGGUGCUCUCCAUGUGGGUAUCUAAUGUGAUCACAUGCGGUGUUAUGAUUCCCCUCGUCAGGUCCAUCCUAAUGGAAUUAGAAAAGCUCGGCAUUAUUGAAGUGUACGAAAAUAUAGACAAGGACAGAAGAUCAACGCAAAUAUACAAACCUACAUUGUUCACGUCAUUUUACUUUUUAGGUAUCGCGUAUUCAUCUUCAAUUGGUGGCAUGGCAACACUUUUCGGUAGUCGCACAAAUCAAAUUUUCAAGACUAUUUUUGAAACGACAUUCCCUACUGCACCAAAGAUUGAAUUUCCUCAUUUUAUGCUGCUCAACCUGCCUGCCGCUUUGCUGCUAGAGAUACUCGUCUACUUGUGGCUGAACUUCUACUUUUUAGGAAUGUUUAGGUCCUACCGAGACGCGUCAUUACAGAUGAGCAUGACUGACGAAGAAACUCAAUACAUGAACACCUUAUUGUCCACCAGAUACCAGCAAUUGGGCAAAGUUACUUUUCACGAAGCGGUCGUAUCUGCUGUUAUAGUUUUAGCUGCAGCAUUACAAGUGACAAGUAAUACAUUGUUCACGGCAUAUUCAUAUCAUGAGUCAGUCAUGAGCCAUAUCAAGCUUUCGGCUCCAUCGAUGGUGUGUGUAGUACUGCUGUUUAUUAUACCAAUAAAUUUGGAUUUCACGAAAUUCUUCAAGAAACGCACCGGCAAUUUGGAGCUUCAGACAGCACCGAGUAAAACUUGCCUCAAUUGGAGCCUCGUUAAAGAUAGUGUACCGUGGAGUGUACUGUUUGUAAUUGGUAGCAGUAACACAGUAUUCGAAGCUCUAGAACAGUCGAAGAUGACUCAAGAAUUGGAGAAGUUUUUUCUAAUUUUUACCAGCUGGUCGGCGCCUGCAGCCGCACUCAUUGUCAUCGUUCUCUGCAAAACGCUCACAGAGUUUGCAUGCAACUCCAGUGUGGCGCACGCGUUGCUGCCCCAUAUCGCUAGAGUGUGCGUAAUAUCAAAAGUGAACCCGCAAUACCUGAUGUUAUCGGCGACGCUCGCGUCUUCUUUACCCUUCCACCUGAUGACGGGCACGCCCGCCAAUGCUAUGGUACUGGCUUACGUCCAUAUCCCGCCAAAAGUUAUGAUGCUUGCAGGCUUCGGACCUUCAGUACUAGCAGUUCUCACCGUGUGGUUCACUGUCACAAUGUGGUCUAAAGCAAUAUGGCCCGACAUACUUCUGUUCCCAAAAUGGGCGGAGGUCAAUUCAUUGGAGUAAAUAAUAUUGUAAGCGAUUAAUAGCUUUAACUUUACACAUUUUAGAUGUUUUUUUAAACUUGG
Papilio xuthus (Asian swallowtail) is the source of this 1800-nucleotide messenger RNA. RefSeq names its product protein I'm not dead yet-like. The record is from RefSeq and is a predicted model, not a curated record. NCBI's taxonomy places the organism in Eukaryota, Metazoa, Arthropoda, Insecta, Lepidoptera, Papilionidae. Gene Ontology annotation, molecular function: succinate transmembrane transporter activity; citrate transmembrane transporter activity. Gene Ontology annotation, biological process: citrate transport; transmembrane transport; succinate transport. The transcript has 15 exons. Gene Ontology annotation, cellular component: plasma membrane. The coding region runs from base 5 to 1738 and encodes 577 amino acids.